Messenger RNA from Phragmites australis (common reed), 2421 nucleotides. RefSeq names its product YTH domain-containing protein ECT3-like. The transcript is spliced from 9 exons. Gene Ontology annotation, cellular component: cytoplasm. Lineage: Eukaryota; Viridiplantae; Streptophyta; Magnoliopsida; Poales; Poaceae. Gene Ontology annotation, biological process: mRNA destabilization. Gene Ontology annotation, molecular function: mRNA binding. Bases 101 to 2008 code for a protein of 635 amino acids. The record is from RefSeq and is a predicted model, not a curated record.
CGCUAAUUAUUUAAGUCGCCCCGCUCGCUUCCCUCCCUCCCUCUUUUUUUCCUCCUCCCCUUCUUGCCCCCCACCCAAAACCCUAGCUCGCCUCCAGCCCAUGGCCGCCGCCGCCGCCGCCGCCGACCAUGCUACGGAUUUGCUGCAGAAGCUGGCUCUGGACCCGACAGGGGAUGCCGGCGACGUCACCGCGGUGAAGGAGAAGGCUUUGGCGAAGGGCGUGGAGGCGGCUGUAGGGAACCUGCAGCCGGGGAUGGAGCAGUGGGGGACUCCACAGGUGCAGGAUUACAAGGACGCAAGCAUGUACUACGGUGCGUACCCGGCUUACGCCUACGGAGCCUAUGGUGGUUGGGGGGAGUACUCCACAUACUUGAGCCAUGAUGGAGCACAGACUCCGACUGCUGGUGCUUAUGGUGACAUGUACUAUGGCUAUCAUCCAUAUGGUGUUGCAACUUUGGGGCAUGAUGGUCAGAUGUAUGGGUCUCAGAGUUACCAGUACCCAUCAACGUACAACAAGCAGCAGAAUUCCACUGCCAAGCCGCCAUGCAAUGGUAAAACUGAAAAUUUGGCUCCAUUGCCACAAGGGGAUGUCUCCACCAACGGUGUUGAUGGGGUGAAAGAUCUGAAAGAUUCAAACCUGCCCCUGAAGGCAGACCGGAGUACGCCAGGUUCCAAUGGCUCAUAUGGUCGAUCUAGUGGGCGUUCCGGUAGCUACCAGAACCAAACUAACUGGUCAACCUAUCCGUAUUACAGUAGUAAGAUCUUUUCUGAUAAGCAGCAAAAACUUACCAGCAAUCGGACUUUGACCGCUUCCAAUGCUAAAGUAAAGGGACAGUCUAGGAAUCAAAACAUGAAACAAUAUCCUCAUCUCAUGUGUUUGCAGACGCCAACUUCACCAAUGGGGCCACCAUCGAUUUGCUCAGCGAAUGGAAUAUAUGGGUAUGAUGGCAAUUCUUAUGGAUCUGGCCUUUGGUAUGGAUCACACAUGUAUAGUUCUGGAUUAUAUGGUGGAUGGAGUGCACCAUGGGAUGGAAAAUACAAGCCCAGAGGAAGAAGUAAUGGAUAUUAUGUUCAUGGUAACGGAAACCUAGAUGGGUUUAAUGAGCUGAAAAGAGGGCCAAGAAGUGGCCUUUUCAAAAAUGACCAAGGGCCUGGAGCUACUAAUGAAGUACCUGCAAAAGAGCAGGAGCUUUUGGCUGUCGAUGGCUCAAAUGCUGCCAUAAAGGAUCUGUAUAACCGGGCGGACUUUGUGGAAACGUACUCAGAUGCUAAAUUCUUUAUUAUUAAAUCAUACAGUGAGGAUGAUGUUCACAAGAGCAUUAAGUACAAUGUAUGGGCUAGCACGCCCAAUGGUAAUAAGAAGCUUGAUGCAGCAUAUCAGGAGGCUAAAGAAAAAUCCAGUGAAUCUUCUGUCUUCCUUCUUUUCUCUGUGAAUGCAAGUGGUCAGUUUGUUGGUCUUGCUGAGAUGGUGGGUCGUGUUGAUUUUAGCAAGACAGUGGAGCAUUGGCAACAGGACAAGUGGACUGGCUGUUUCCCUGUCAAGUGGCACAUUGUGAAGGAUGUUCCAAACAGCUUACUGAAGCACAUCAUUCUUGAGAACAAUGAGAACAAGCCUGUGACAAAUUGCAGAGAUACACAUGAGGUGAAGCUUGAGAAAGGACUUCAAGUGCUUAAGAUUUUCAAGGAUCAUGUCUGCAAGACAUCUAUACUGGAUGACUUUGGUUUUUAUGAUAAUCGUGAGAAGAUGAUGCAAGAGAGGAAAGCAAAGCAGCAGCAGUCACUGAAGAAGGUCACGGAUGUGAAGCUGCUUAAUGCUAUUGACACAGAGAAGAAAGUGCUCAGCGGGGAGCCUGGAUCACAGAAACUUGCUGAGGUUGAGGUUGAUGUCUUGAACAAAGAGCCUUCACAUGACAAAGCAGGACAGAAAAAUGAUGUGAAAGGAAAUGGUGUUGCCCCACAAGACCUUAAAUCUCCAACUGAAAAGUUGGCAGGUGCAAAUGGCUGUUAACUUUUUUGUGAUCAGCUCAGCCAUUGAGGGUGGUAUGGGGUGAAACCUUACAGGCUGUGGGGGCUUUGGUUUGAGACAUUUCAAGAUCCCAUUUAGCUUAUUUGUUGUUCCUCUUUACUACUUCCCCAUUGCUUGCAGUUAGGAGUACAGUUCAUAGGAGAGGUUUAGCUAGUUGCUUGUGUUUGGUGAUAGUUGUGGGCUGUGUUCUGGCUAAUCAGUUUUUUAGGAGUAGAGGUUGAUUAACUGGGUUUUGCAAUGACGGAUCAUGGGUUUGAGGACGUAUUUUAUUUUACUUUCUUUCUCUUUCUGAAUUCUGGACAACUGUAACUCUUUUUUUUAUGUCGGCUGGUGUAAGAACCUGAAAUGAACCUGGGAAUGCAAUCAAGGAAUUUUAAUAUAUUUUUAACGCAGUA